AUCUUCCAGUUGACAUUACUUAUCAAAUCUCUAUUGUUACCACAACAUGUUGGAGCUGGACGUAACACCUCUCGACAGAAAACGGUGAUUUGUUCAAGUCAGAAACUUGGCCGAGGCCUCGGAGAAGAUGUCUCAGAUGCUGAGACUUCUCUCGGCGGCUGCUCUGCCUUUCUGCCGGGCCGGAGGAGCCCGAGCUCGCACUGUGGCUCCUGGAAGCUUCGCAGUUCUGAACCGGGUGUUUUCCAGUCAAACCCGGACUAAUUUGCUGCCUUGUCGAACAGUCUGGCUGGCCCAGCAGCGGCUCUACUCCACAGAGCCAAAAGAUGAAGGAGGAGGAGGACGGUCAGGCGGAGGGAAGCGAAGUGGGGGAGGGAAAGACUGGUGGAGUCGGAUUCAGAAGGGCGACUUCCCCUGGGAUGAGAAGGAUUUCCGAUACUUGAUGGUGACUGUCGCUGGAGUCAGCUCAGUCCUGCUCUACCUCUACUUCCGAGACAGCGGCCGGGAGAUCAGCUGGAAGGACUUUGUGCACCGGUACCUGGGCAGAGGCCUGGUGGAUCGGCUGGAGGUGGUCAACAAACAGUUUGUCAGAGUCGUCCUCCUACCAGGAGCGGAUGCUGACGGGAGUUAUGUGUGGUUCAACAUCGGCAGCGUCGAUACGUUUGAGAGGAACCUGGAGGCCGCACACCAGGAGCUGGGCCUGGAGCCGUCACAUCGGGCUGCGGUCAUCUACAGCUCUGAGAGCGACGGCUCUUUCCUGAAGAGCAUAAUUCCUACUCUGCUGCUGAUCGGCUUUCUGCUGUUCACGCUGCGGCGUAGUCCAAUGGCCGGAGGCACAGGCGGUGGAAGGAGCCCCUUCAGCAUGAGCGAGUCAACAGCCAAGAUGAUGAGAGACAAGAUAGACGUUAAAUUCAAGGACGUGGCUGGCUGUGAGGAAGCAAAGCUAGAGAUCCUGGAGUUUGUGAACUUCCUGAAGAACCCUCAGCAGUAUCAGGACCUCGGAGCCAAGAUCCCCAAGGGCGCGGUGCUGUCUGGACCUCCUGGCACGGGGAAGACCCUGCUGGCCAAAGCCACAGCAGGAGAGGCCAACGUCCCCUUCAUCACAGUCAACGGCUCCGAGUUCCUGGAGAUGUUUGUAGGCGUCGGUCCGGCCAGGGUGAGGGACAUGUUUGCCAUGGCGAGGAAGAACGCGCCCUGCAUCCUCUUCAUUGACGAGAUUGACGCCGUGGGGCGAAAGAGAGGCGGGGGGAACUUCGGGGGUCAGAAUGAACAGGAGAACACGCUAAACCAGCUGCUGGUGGAGAUGGACGGUUUUAACACAGCUACUAAUGUUGUGGUCCUUGCUGGGACCAAUAGACCCGACAUCCUGGACCCUGCCCUGAUGAGACCAGGACGCUUUGACCGGCAGAUUUACAUCGGUCCUCCAGACAUCAAAGGCAGGGCCUCCAUCUUCAAAGUGCACCUCCGACCAAUCAAGCUGGAUCCCACUCUGGAUAAAGACGCUCUUGCAAGAAAGAUGGCCGCCUCCACUCCAGGAUUCACUGGUGCUGACAUCGCCAACGUGUGCAACGAAGCGGCGCUGAUAGCUGCCAGGCACCUGAGCCCGUCCGUCAACCCGAAACACUUCGAGCAGGCCAUCGACCGAGUCAUCGGAGGCCUGGAGAAGAAGACUCAGGUCCUGCAGCCAGCAGAGAAGAAGACUGUAGCCUAUCACGAGGCCGGCCAUGCCAUCGUGGGCUGGUUCCUGCAGCACGCGGACCCCCUGCUUAAAGUGUCGAUCAUUCCACGGGGGAAGGGUCUGGGUUAUGCUCAGUACCUGCCCAGAGAGCAGUACCUGUACACCAAGGAGCAGCUGUUUGACAGGAUGUGCAUGAUGCUGGGAGGCCGCGUGGCUGAGCAGGUCUUCUUUGGCCAGAUAACCACCGGAGCUCAGGACGACUUGAAGAAGGUCACGCAGUCCGCCUACGCCCAGGUGGUGCAGUUUGGGAUGAGCGAGCGCGUGGGCCAGGUGUCGUUCGACCUCCCCCGGCAGGGCGAGAUGGUCCUGGAGAAGCCGUACAGCGAGGCUACGGCUGAGCUCAUCGACGAGGAGGUCAGAGGUCUGGUGGACCGAGCCUUUGAGCACACCAUGCAGCUCAUCCUGGACAAGAAGGAGCAGGUGGACAAGGUGGGGAAGCGUUUGCUUGAGAAGGAGGUGCUGGACAAAGCCGACAUGGUGGAGCUGCUGGGUCCACGGCCAUUCCAAGAGAAGUCGACCUACGAGGAGUUUGUGGAGGGGACGGGGGCCUUUGAGGAGGACACGAGCCUUCCAGAGGGCCUCAGGGAGUGGAACAAGGACAGAGGAGAGGAAAUUGAUGAGCUAUGCCCAACUUGGGACAAACAGCAGGUCUGAGAAACUGGUAGAAAAUACACCCCAGCUGGACACAAACCAGUCUAAGUGCUGAUCCAGUUCUACUGUCUGAGAGGAGAACAGGGCAUGGUUACAGUUACAUGGAGUUAAAAAUCCACAUCUGCUUGUUACGUGCCUCUGCUCCCAAUAUCAGCUGUUUGGGUUCUCUUUGAACUCUGGGUUAAGAUAUAUGCUUUUUAUUUAUAUAUCUGCAGAGAGGCUAAUUUUGGUGCUUUCCCAGAGAACUGUGGCGCAUCUCCAGCGCCGCCUAAUGUAGAACUGACUCUGCAGACAGGAACGGGCUUUAAAGCGCCUUCAUAUUCCCAGUCCCUAGGUCCUGCCGGAUCUAAUCCCACCAGAACUCAGUGCCCACGCUGCACAUCAGAGCCGCGGACACGCCGCUUUAUUUCUUUAUUCUUUUUAAAAACGUCCGCCUUCCUGACGACGAGGAAGAAACGCUCGACGUGAAUGUUUCUGUGGCCAAACAAGCUAGAAAUGUGUUUAGAAAUAAAUUGAAGAUGUUUGGCCGUUUUAAAACUUGAUCCAGGAGAAACUCCGCACACUGUUCAUUUGCAUUUUACCUCCAGUUGGAUAUAUAUUGUGGAUAUUUUAAUGCUGUAUGAAUAUACUCAUAUGAAGUGUGUGUGAAAAUGGCUGGCCAGAAGGUAUUUCGUACCACUGGUCCAAAAUAAAAAACAUCCUAAAAAAA
Fundulus heteroclitus (mummichog) is the source of this 3095-nucleotide messenger RNA. RefSeq names its product AFG3-like protein 1. Gene Ontology annotation, molecular function: zinc ion binding; ATP hydrolysis activity; ATP binding. The record is from RefSeq and is a predicted model, not a curated record. The coding region runs from base 128 to 2389 and encodes 753 amino acids. Gene Ontology annotation, biological process: mitochondrial protein processing; protein-containing complex assembly. The transcript has 15 exons. NCBI's taxonomy places the organism in Eukaryota, Metazoa, Chordata, Actinopteri, Cyprinodontiformes, Fundulidae. Gene Ontology annotation, cellular component: m-AAA complex; membrane.